AUGGCAGCUCCUGCUCCGGUUGCUAUAGGCACAAGGGGAACAAUUGGAUCUCUUGUCAGGAAAGAAAUUGAAUACUUCACCAAUUCACAGAAGGCUCAGCCACAGUUUGUGGACAUGGUUUCUAGCAGAGGCUAUUCUACUUCCAAGCCUAGUUUCUGGUUCUUGCUAAUGACAGGGAAGAGGAGGAAGAAAAGAGGUGCAAAUAAUGGGUUUCUCCCAAAAAUAUGUUCUGCUGUUGAAGUAGCAGAAAGCAAUCAAUUGAACAGGAUUCCUGGUUACAGCUACAGGAUCCUCAAGAAUGACAUCAACAACUUUCAGCACUAG
This is a messenger RNA of Lotus japonicus, 324 nucleotides long. RefSeq lists its product as uncharacterized. The transcript has a single exon. The coding region runs from base 1 to 324 and encodes 107 amino acids. NCBI's taxonomy places the organism in Eukaryota, Viridiplantae, Streptophyta, Magnoliopsida, Fabales, Fabaceae. The record is from RefSeq and is a predicted model, not a curated record.